AAGGGACCAUGCCUUUGGUCAAGAGAAACAUUGAGCCUCGGCACCUGUGCCACGGUGCAGUGCCUGAUGGGAUUGGCAACGAGCUGGAGUGUGUAACCAACAACACGCUGUCCACUAUCAUCCGCCAGCUCAGUAGCCUGAGAGGGAAACUGUAACAACUGCAAAAUCACCCAAAUCAGCAUUAAACAAGUUCAUUAGAAGUCAUGGAUUAGUGGAUGCAGUAAGUAAUAAUCUCUGACUCUCAGUCAUCUCAAUUAGGGUUUGUAGCCCCAUUUUGAUAAACACAACACAAAAAUCUGACACAUUUUUGGUCUUCAGGAGUUAUGACGUAAACACAACAGCAGAUCAGAACUUCUUCACGGACUCUCCGAUGAUUUGAGCCCUGAUAUAUUGACAAAGAUAAAUAUCACAUUAAAGAUAAAGCCAUUAUCACCUAACUGUUUCAGUUAAUGUACAUUAUUAUACAACGCUGUAGACAGUACUGAACAUCUAUCCACUGUAUACUCUAAUUAGCCAAUUUGUACAGAAGUGGACUGGUUUAUAUGGUUAAGGAUGCGUAUAUGUCUGCAUAAGCACUGGUAUACCUGUAUGUUGUUGUUUGUGCACUGAAAUAUGUUAGACAGAGAGAGACUAUUUUGGGAGGCAAAUUUACUCCUGGACAUCUGGCCCAAAGGAAACUCUGAUUAGUGUGUGUACGUGUGUGUGUGUGUGUGUGUGUGUGUGUGUGUGUGUGUGUGUGUGUGUGUGUGUGUGUGUGUGGAUUUAGUGAAGUUACAGGAGCUUAGAGCUUACCGUAAAGCUUUGUAUCUCAGGCAGACAAGAUGGAGAGUGAGUGGGCGGAGACACAAACUGUUUGACGUGCACCGUCCAGGCACUAAAUGCUAGUGUGUAAUCCAGGUAAAUAUAAUGGAUUCAGAAAUGUACAAACAGUAUAAAUAUAAAGAAUCCGUGUUUUAUAAGAUGGCCAAACUUGCUGUACUUUAUUUAAGUGUAUAAAGCCGAACACCAAAUGGACAGUUGCUUCUUGUAAAGCCUGUGAGUAAGACCUUACUUUAUCAGAAAACAUUAUAUAGCUGAUGUCUAAAACAGGUGUUCGUGCAGAUUUCAGUGUUUUCCAUGUCAAGAUUCUUCUGGUUCUUUGCCCUGGUUGCAGGUAAACAUGCAGAAAAUGUUUUUGGGGAGCUUUUUAACGAGGCCAACAACUUUUAUGGGCGCGCCAACUCUCUCCAGGACCGUAUCGACCGCUUGGCCGUCAAGGUCACCCAGCUGGACUCCAGCGUGGAGGAGGUCUCUCUUCAUGACAUAAACAUGAGGAAGGCAUUCAAAAGCUGUACAGUCCAGGACCAGCAGGUCUUGUCUAAGGGCAGCACUCCAAACUCUGUGGCUGAGAUGCGCAACAGCAGUGACAGGCCUCCUCCCCUCAGCACCCUCACUGCCUAUAGAGAGGAUUCUACUGAUGCAAUGAAAUUCUACUCAGACCCGUCUUACUUUUUUGACUUGUGGAAGGAGAAAAUGCUUCAGGACACAGAGGACAAGAGAAAAGAAAGGCGGAGGCAAAGAGAACAGAAGCGAAGCGUAGAAAGCAGCACCCUUCAGCGCGAGGUGAAAAAGGUGAGAAAGGCUCGAAACCGCAGGCAAGAGUGGAACAGGAUGGCAUUCGAUAAGGAGCUGCGCCCAGAUCACCGUCAUCCGCAGACUCUCUGCCGAGGGGCAUCAUCUGAAGGCUCGCUGUCCCCAGAUGGCAGGCCUGACCUCCUAGACUAUCCCGUCCCUCCAGUCCCCGCCCAUUCUGCUUGUAAUCAUGCCAAGUCACAUGAUUACGUGCCUGGGAAUGCACACCCCUCACCACCUGUGGAGCAUGAAUACCACAGCAUUGAUGUCAACUACAAGAGAGUAACCUAUGCCACAGCAGAGCCUCAUGCAGCAGACCGGAUUAACGGUUCAAUACGUCCACCUGCAGAUUACAACUCCGUCCCUUCACCUCCUGCUCCAGGCCCACCCAUCCCAUCAGCCCAGACAGCCUUUGGGUUUCCACAUGGUGCGCUACCACCAACAGCACAUAAUGGAGUUUUGCAUGUAGGCCCAGGCUACCCACUCCCACCUGUACCUCCUCCAGGGCCACGCAUGGUCCCUCCUCCACCAGGUCCCCCACCUCCACCUCUCCCUCCCCCAGCUGCACCCUCACAUAUAGCAGGACACAGCUUAGGCAGCAGAGCUCAGACUAAACCUGUGAGAGACGCAAGAAGUGACCUGCUGUCCGCCAUCCGCAUAGGCAUCCAGUUGAAGAAAGUCCAAGAGCAGCAGGAGCAGCAGAACGAGCGGCAGCCGGUGGGGAAUGACGUGGCCACCAUCUUGUCCCGACGUAUAGCGGUGGAGUACAGUGACUCCGAUGAUGACUCAGAGCUGGAUGAAAACGAGUGGUCAGACUGACCGGACAGGAAGUGUAGCACCUGGGGGAAGUUUUGCUUUGUAUUGGAUCUUCAGUGCAAAUAAAACAAAACUGUAAAUCACUUGCUUUGGCUCCACCUUGUGGACUCUACGUAUCAACCCACUGCUGCCAAAGUAUCUUCAUCUUCUUUUAUUAAUAUGUGCUGCCCUGUACUUCUCAUGAGGAAAUGGCAUGAGUGAGCAGUUUGUACUAUUUUUCUUAAAAGGGUGAAUUUUCAGAGCUACUGUACACAGUUUAAAUUGGAUUAAUUGUAUGAUAAUGAAUGUUUUGUUUUCUACCACUGAUGAAAUAUGAGCCAUUAGUUUCCUAACUUUGUCAACCGAAACUGUAUGUUCCAAUCAAAUGUCCUCUCCUAACAACAAACUAACGCAUUGAACGCACCAUACCCGUAGCUCUAUUGAGGAAAUGUGUGAUGUCUCAGUACUACUAUGCAUUCUUCACAGAAGACAUUUGACACUUCGCCUUAGGUACACUAAAAUGUAGCUGCUCGCUUCAGGGUGCUGGUAUUAUGAUGUUGGCUCACUUGUCAUUUGUAACACAUGCUCACAUCAGAUUUGAAUCAGUGCAACUAUGUAAAGAAAAACCUUAAGGACUUCAGUAUUUAUUUUGUAUCAUUUUAUGGGAUUACACAUUCCAGAUUAAAUUUUGUCCUAAAUGUACCCCUCCUUAUAUUAUAUAAGUGUUGUAAGACAUUUCGUAACUGCUACCUCAAUCUGUGACAAAUCCACUACCCCACGGUAUGUGUAGUAGGGUGUCAUAAAGAGUCUGAAUACAGUUUUGUUCUGCCAUUAAAUUAUUAUUUGUUGUGAUGUGUCUUGUUGACAUAUUAAUUCUUUUAGCAUCAGCCAGAAAAUCAUGUUGUGAUUGUCUCCUUUACUAUAUUUUCUUUUAACUUAAACUCUUAGACUGUGCAUCAUAAUCCUCUAGUAGCUACAUGUAUAGUAUAAUAAUAAUAAAAACAUUAAAAUGU
Molecule: messenger RNA, 3419 nt
Organism: Micropterus salmoides (largemouth bass)
Lineage: Eukaryota; Metazoa; Chordata; Actinopteri; Centrarchiformes; Centrarchidae
Product: wiskott-Aldrich syndrome protein family member 3-like
Exons: 8
Coding region: 1117-2430 (437 amino acids)
Biological process (GO): positive regulation of Arp2/3 complex-mediated actin nucleation; actin cytoskeleton organization
Cellular component (GO): cytoskeleton
Molecular function (GO): actin binding; protein kinase A regulatory subunit binding; Arp2/3 complex binding
Source: RefSeq, a predicted model, not a curated record